AUGAAUAAUAGCAAUUUUCAGGGUCUCCCUAAGGCACUAUACCCAGACUAUGGAUCCCCAGAAUGGAACAACAAAGGAGACAAUGCAUGGCAACUCACAGCAGCAACUCUGGUGUGCCUACAAAGUGUUCCCGGGCUCGUUAUCCUUUAUGGGGGCAUGGUGAAGAAGAAAAGGGCCGUGAACUCCGCAUUCAUGGCACUUUAUGCCUUUGCCGCCGUCCUCAUUUGUUGGGUCCUAUGGGCCCAUCACAUGUCCUUCGGAACCAAACUCAUUUCAAUAGUGGGCGGGCCCAAAGUGGCGCUGACCGAAAAGUUUAUCUUGGCCCAAUAUCCACUUGGGAAUGUGCCAAUGGCUGAUUUUGUGUAUUAUCAGUUUGCUUUUGCUGCCAUUACUGUGAUACUGCUUGCUGGGUCUCUGCUGGGGAGGAUGAACUUCAACGCCUGGGUGGUGUUCGUCCCAUUGUGGCUCACUUUUUGUUACACAAUUGGGGCCUUCACUAUAUGGGGCAAUGGGUUUCUUGAGCCAUACAUAAUUGAUUAUGCGGGUGGUUUUGUUAUUCAUCUUUCUUCUGGGGUUGCUGGUUUCACUGCUGCUUAUUGGGUUGGGCCCAGACACUCGCACGACAGACAACAUUUUCCACCAAACAACAUAAUUCAAAUGUUGGGAGGUGCAGGGUUUCUAUGGUUGGGAUGGACGGGUUUCAAUGGUAGAUCUCCAUUUUCAGUGAAUGGGAUCGCAUCUCUGGCCAUUCUUAACACCCAUCUAUGCACUGCCACCAGCCUCUUGGUGUGGGUUUCCAUGGACAUGAUCGUGUACAAGAAAAGCUCUGUAAUUGGUGCAGUCCAAGGAAUGAUCACUGGACUCGUUUGCAUUACACCGGGAGCAGGAAUUGUGUUUCCAUGGGCAGCGCUACUUAUGGGAAUAUUGUCUGGUUCCAUACCAUGGUAUACCAUGAUGGUCUUGCAUAGGAAAUCAGCGUUCUUUCAAAGCGUGGACGACACAUUAGGGGUCUUCCACACACAUGCUGUGGCUGGCACCUUGGGGGGGCUCCUCUCCAGCAUCUUUGCCAAACCCAACCUUUUGACACUGAUGUACGGACAAAAAUACGGUCCAGGCUUAGCAUACAGCUUUUCCAAUGGAGAAUUCAAAAAGGGCCUCAGCCAAAUAGGCUACCAGCUUGCCGGAGCUGCUUUUGUCACUGCAUGGAACGGCGUCAUGACGAGCUUGAUUUGUAUUCUGAUAAGCCGGAUUGUUAGUCUUAGGAUGAAUGAAGAUGACCUUGAGAGUGGCGACGAUGCUGCGCAUGGAGAGGAGGCGUCUGCACUUUGGGGUGAUGGGGACAACAUGCCAACCUCUCGUCAUUGGCUAAUAUCUCCGAGAAUACCUUCCCUUUGUGGCCGAAACGUCUAG
Corylus avellana is the source of this 1410-nucleotide messenger RNA. The record is from RefSeq and is a predicted model, not a curated record. Lineage: Eukaryota; Viridiplantae; Streptophyta; Magnoliopsida; Fagales; Betulaceae.